Messenger RNA from Symbiodinium sp. CCMP2456, 2028 nucleotides. NCBI's taxonomy places the organism in Eukaryota, Dinophyceae, Suessiales, Symbiodiniaceae. The record is from the annotation of a GenBank genome assembly.
AUGGCAACCUGGCAUCCAGCCGGGCUUCUUGUUGCUUCCCGCCACCUUUGCAAAGCACCGACCUGGUGGAGGAAGGGCCGAGCUCGAACUUUGCACCGGAGCUAUGCGGAAGUGGAGCUGUUGUCCCGGCUUGCAAAGCUUCUGAUGCCAGCUGAGCCCAUCAGGGAGCUCUUUCGGGACUUCCCUGUGGAGCCUUCGGAGAAGUGGGGUUCGCGCUGGCUGUGCCCAGACAUCACAGCCUAUGGGGUGCUGAAAGCGGAAGACGCAGCUCUCUUCGUCGAGUAUGACGGGUACUAUCGGCACUAUUGUCUGCAGGGGUACAGCGCAGACGAGCGAAAGACAAAUGCCCUGCUGCAGUAUGCACCCGCCGGCUCGCAUGUGCUGCGAAUUCGGCAUGCCCGACUGAGUUUGAGCAGCAUGGAAGGCUCGAUACAAGUGAUUGUGAAUACGUGGCGGGCAGGCCACACGCCGUCAUUAAACCAUGUCUUAAGCCAAACCGUGGGGCACCUUCUUAAUGGCCACCAGCAUGUUUUUCGAACGGAUGUUUGCAAGCGUCUCCACGCAGUGAACGAAGCGGAGAUGGAGGCACACUUUUCCGAGGCAUGCAAAUUUGCAAGUCAGGCCAUGUUCACUGGGAUCUCUGAUGUCAACAAGGCCAAAGUGCUCGGGUUCCUGGAAGAGGAUUUAGAGUUGCCAACAGCCACGAUUAAUGCCUUAGGAAACAAGCUUCCAAGAAUCUGGGGAACCAGCAUCGACGGCACUCUGAAGGCCACAGCGGCAUGGCUUGACGACAUUGGUCUGAGCCGGGCGCAAGUGGCCAAAGUCGUUGCUAGGCAGCCACAAGUUCUGGGCUUGAGCAUUGAAGCCAAUUUGAAGCCGAAAGCCGCAUGGCUUGAAGAUGUUGGUUUGAGCGCAGCUCAGAUCGCCAAAGUCGUAGCUGGUUUUCCGCAGUUCCUGGGCUUGAGCAUUGAAGCCAAUCUGAAACCCACAGUGGCAUGGCUCGAAGAUGUUGGUCUGAACCGGGCACAGGUGGCCAAAGUCGUUGCUAGGCAUCCGCAAGUUCUGGGCUUGAGCAUUGAAGCCAAUUUGAAGCCGAAAGCCGCAUGGCUUGAACAUGUUGGUUUGAGCCCAGCUCAGAUCGCCAAAGUCGUGGCUGGUUUUCCGCAGGUCCUGGGCUACAGCAUUGAAGCCAAUCUGAAAGCCACAGUGGCAUGGCUCGAAGAUGUUGGUCUGAACCGGGCACAGGUGGCCAAAGUUGUUGCUAGGCAUCCGCAAGUUCUGGGCUUGAGCAUUGAAGCCAAUUUGAAGCCGACAGCCGCAUGGCUUGAAGAUGUUGGUUUGAGCACAGCUCAGAUUGCCAAAGUCGUAGCUGGUUUUCCGCAGUUCCUGGGCUUGAGCAUGGAAGCCAAUCUGAAACCCACAGUGGCUUGGCUGGAGGGUGCUGGGCUUAGUCGAAAGCAGGCAGCGAAAGCCGUUGCCGAUCAUCCCAGACUUCUGAGUUACAGUAUCGACCGAAACCUCUCUCCCAAGUUGGCUUUCUUGCAACAACUGUUUUCCGACGGAAUGAUCGGCAGUUUGAUCGCGUAUCAUCCGCCGCUGCUCGGCUAUAGCAAUGCUCGCCUGUAUCAUCGUUCGGGCAUCCUGCAUCAACACAACUGCCUGUUGAAGCUUGCCAAAGUAAUCUCUUUGACGCAUGCGCAGUUUGCGUGGUUUGCAGACUUCGCUUCAACGGAGGACUAUGAGGUUUCCUCGUUCAAGGAAGCCCUGCAGUGUGCUGCUGUCGAUCUGUUGGAUAACAUCUUUACCCCUUGUCACAAACGAACACAAGCAGCCUUCAACCUAGCCAUGGCUGAGCUGCGCAGCUUUCCGAAGCCGACGCUGGCCGUGGUACAGGGUCCAACGGCUGGAGGUGGAGUCGGUGUGGCUCUAGCGACCGACAUCACCAUUGCUGCACGGUCGGCAUACUUUGUGCUGACCUUCACCCCGACGCUGGCGCCUGGACGUCCACAAGUUUUUGUGUAUUCCUGA